This is a messenger RNA of Tachyglossus aculeatus (Australian echidna), 1539 nucleotides long. RefSeq names its product F-box and leucine rich repeat protein 2 (gene FBXL2). Gene Ontology annotation, biological process: SCF-dependent proteasomal ubiquitin-dependent protein catabolic process. Gene Ontology annotation, molecular function: protein binding. The record is from RefSeq and is a predicted model, not a curated record. Lineage: Eukaryota; Metazoa; Chordata; Mammalia; Monotremata; Tachyglossidae. Gene Ontology annotation, cellular component: SCF ubiquitin ligase complex. The transcript is spliced from 14 exons. The coding region runs from base 348 to 1427 and encodes 359 amino acids.
GCUUGGAAUGUCUUAGCCCUGGAUGGAAGCAACUGGCAAAGAAUAGACCUUUUUAACUUCCAGACAGAUAUAGAGCAUGGUGGUGUGAUGCACACCUUGCCAGAUAGCAUACUGCCGCUCCCAGCAUGGUGUCAUGAAAAAAAUACCCCUCCAAUGGCCACCCGAAGUGCAUGCGGUGUAAAAAGGCCUCUGUCAUGCCAGACGACCCACGGGAGCAGUGUAGGAUUGCUUUUGCGACUCCUUCAACCUGACGCCAUUCUUCAAUCCUAGGAGAAAAGCUCUGUCCUACUCACAAGAACGCAAUUCCCUCUGUGUCCAAUGCUCCAAAAGACGGUUUCAUCCCGAGAAUGGGCCGAGUGGUGGAGAAUAUUUCCAAACGGUGUGGAGGUUUCCUGAGACAGCUGAGCUUGAGAGGGUGCCUCGGUGUCGGUGACUCUUCCUUAAAGACCUUCGCUCAGAACUGCAGGAACAUUGAACACCUAAACCUCAAUGGAUGCACAAAAAUCACAGACAGCACGUGCUACAGCCUUAGCAAGUUCUGCUCCAAGCUGAAGCACCUGGACCUGACUUCCUGCGUCUCCAUCACCAACAGCUCUUUGAAAGGUUUGAGCGAGGGGUGCAGGAAUCUGGAGCAUCUGAAUCUUUCUUGGUGCGACCAAGUUACAAAGGAGGGUAUCGAGGCCCUGGUGAAAGGCUGCAGUGGACUGAAAGCCCUGUUCCUGAGAGGGUGUACACAGUUAGAAGACGAAGCCCUGAAGCACAUCCAGAAUCACUGCCACGAACUGGUCAUCCUGAAUUUGCAGUCCUGCACGCAAAUUUCAGACGAAGGCAUUGUGAAAAUCUGCAGAGGCUGCCACAGACUUCAGGCCCUUUGCGUUUCCGGCUGCAGCAACCUGACAGACGCCUCCCUCACAGCCCUUGGUCUGAACUGCCCCAGUUUGAAGAUUUUGGAGGCCGCCCGCUGCUCCCAUCUGACCGACGCAGGCUUUACGCUCUUAGCUCGGAAUUGCCAUGAACUUGAAAAGAUGGACUUGGAAGAAUGCAUUCUGAUAACGGACAGCACGUUGAUCCAACUUUCGGUUCACUGUCCUAGGCUGCAGGCAUUGAGCCUGUCCCACUGCGAGCUGAUCACGGACGACGGCAUCCUGCACCUGAGCAGCAGCCCCUGUGGGCAGGAGAGGCUGCAGGUCCUGGAGCUGGACAACUGCCUCCUCAUCACGGACGUGACCCUGGAGCACCUGGAGAGCUGCCGCAGCCUGGAGAGGAUCGAGCUCUACGACUGCCAGCAGGUCACGCGGGCCGGCAUCAAGAGGAUCCGGGCCCACCUCCCAGACGUCAAAGUCCACGCUUACUUUGCCCCGGUCACGCCGCCUCCCUCGGUCGGGGGCAGCGGGCAGCGGCUGUGCAGAUGCUGCAUCAUCCUUUGACGAGAGAGGUGGGAGCGCUUCCUCCGCCGGACGCCGCCCCCUCCCCACCACCCGACCCCUGAGAGCGGACGGGAAAGCGCUUCGCCCUCACCCUCGCUCCCGGCGGCAGCGG